Messenger RNA from Penicillium soppii, 1131 nucleotides. RefSeq lists its product as uncharacterized. The record is from RefSeq and is a predicted model, not a curated record. The transcript has a single exon. Lineage: Eukaryota; Fungi; Ascomycota; Eurotiomycetes; Eurotiales; Aspergillaceae. Bases 1 to 1131 code for a protein of 376 amino acids.
AUGGACAACUCAACCACCGCGCAUAUGAGCAACCCACCCGUCCACCGAGGCUCGUGGGGCUCUACAUCUUCAGCCUUCUCCAAUAUCGAGAUGUCCUUCUCCCACGACAGUUGCUAUGGCUCAGAUGAAGUAUCGGUCACAUCAAACGGUACCGCCCCUGGACAGUCGAAUGGUUCGACUUCCACCGCCAAACAAUCUCUUCGCCCUUUCCUGAAAUCGAUUCUCAAAAAUUCUUCCGCCAUGAUUGAAUCCGAUGAAGAGUCCGAUUCGGAAUCGGGCUAUAGCUCAGAUGGAAUCGAUUCAGAGUACGAUGCACUUUCCGAUGAAGAGGAGGAAGAUGAUUAUAUGUCUGACUUCUCAGUCUGGGAGGAAACUUCUCGAGAUGCGCCUGAGACGCAUGAAGAUCAUACAGAGUCGUUUGAUGAUGUCUUCAUCUCCUUCGAGGAGAACUCUGUACGAUUCGCUCUUGAAGUGCAGUACAUCGACACCCCGGAACUAUCCGAUGACGAAGAACCUGCUACUCAAAUGACAUGUCACGAGAUGAUGAUGCUUGCACGGAAUUCCAGCGGCACUCAAACACUCUUGGAUCAGCUCGACAAGAUGGACAUCGGCGACGAAAACGAGGUUGUUCGCAAAUCUACCAACCAGCCUGAAGAGUUUUCGCGUGAUGCUGUGGAUCUGGACCGCAGUCUGUUUGUCGCUUACAUGAAUGGAAUUCACGGAGUCACCAACAAGACAUUCGAGGAGCAGUACGAAACAUACCUUCGAACCCAAGUUGACCACAUUCGCUUGGGUAAGGACAUCGAAUGCAUGAGUCCUGACGAUGCGCCUUCGUUGUACCUCGACCUCAUUUCUAGCCAUGUCAUCGGCACAUUUUUCAAUCUACUCGCCGAAGACGAAUUGAACGAGUUGAUCACACUCCGCGCAGAAGAGCAGAUCGGCGAACAAGAAGAUUCAAUUUCAUCAACUCUCAACUUGGACCACCACCAGGUCCUCCUGAACAAGAUUGAAAAAUUCCUCAUGGAAAGAUUAGCAGAUGGCCUCGUCGAUGUCGCUCCCGACGAGUUGACCCUCUUUGCGGGCGGUAUCGUGCAUGACCUCGAUGCCAAAACAUUGCCUGCAAAGGUUUGA